This is a messenger RNA of Rotaria sp. Silwood2, 774 nucleotides long. The record is from the annotation of a GenBank genome assembly. Lineage: Eukaryota; Metazoa; Rotifera; Eurotatoria; Philodinida; Philodinidae.
AUGAUGGUUGUUCUCGGUCUCUUGGGUAUCAUUCUUAUGAUUGUUGACAAUGAAUUAACUUUUACUCAUAUCGAUCAUCACGAUACAAUCUUUAAUUGGCUCGUCAAAUUAACAAUCACAAUUUCAACUGUUCUUCUUAUUGUUCUUGUUCUCUAUUAUCAUUAUUACGAUAUUAGUCUUUAUUGUGUUAAUAACUCCAUUGAGCACUGGUGUAUUGGAUUAACAGGCAGAAAAAUAGUUCUAAUUGUGUUAGAAAUAGUGAUCUGUGCUGUCCAUCCUAUUCCUCGAAAGUUUCCUAUUGAUCAAUAUUCACGAGAUGCGAGUAGCAGUGCUAAUUCGACAAAAUUCUAUCAGUCUAUACCAAUCUCCUUGACAUAUGUACCUGUUGAUGUUGCGCUUGGCUUACCGAUGUUUGCUCGCCUUUAUCUAUGUUGUCGUUUCAUCACUUUUCAUUCUCGUUUGGUUCAAGAUACAUCAUCACAAUCACUUGGCUAUCUCAAUAAAAUAUCUAUCAAUUUCGUAUUUGUCAUUAAAACUUAUUUUGAGCAAUCGCCGAUACGUUGUUUGGUCAUAUUUUGUACUGUUGUCUUUUUGAUUGGCAGCUGGUCAUUGCGUGCAUGUGAUUUUAAAUCAAAUAAUGAACACAUAUCCAUACUUGAUGCUAUGUGGUUCUUUAUUGUAACAUUUACUACCGUAGGCUAUGGUGAUGUAACACCUGCAACAUAUUGCGGUCGAAGUAAGCCAAAUUUUAUCUAUGAAACAGUUUUUCAUUGA